AUGAAAACUUCUCAUAGUACCUUCAUUUACAUUCUUCUACAUGUGCUACUUCUUUUUUCUCUUCCAUUAAGAAUCACAUCAUCAGCUGAAGCUCUUGUCAAAUGGAAGAGUAACUUAUCUUCUGCUUCCUUCUUGGAUUCAUGGUCCAUUUCCAAUCUCAGAAACUUCUGUAAUUGGACAUCUAUUGUCUGCAAUGCUGGUGGAACAAUUUCCGAGAUCAAUCUUUCUGAUGCAGGCCUCUCAGGCUCUCUUGAUCAGCUUGACUUCACUUCAUUUCCGAGUCUCACGAGCUUUAUUCUCAAUGGCAACAACAUCAGUGGAUCGAUACCAUCGAAUAUUGGCAACGCCUCUAUGCUCAAUUUCUUGGACCUGAGCAACAAUAUCCUGGAGGGUGUCAUACCAGAAGAAAUUGGGAAGUUAACACAACUUGAAUAUCUCAGUUUUUAUAACAACAAUAUCGAUGGUGUUAUUCCCUACCAAAUUAGCAAUCUUCAGAAGCUAUGGUACUUGGAUCUUGGAUCAAAUUUUUUAGAAACUCCUGAAUGGUCCAAAUUGAGGAAUAUGCCUAUGCUGACACAACUGAGCUUUGGUUACAAUGAACUAAGAUUAGAAUUCCCUGAAUUUGUUCUCCGUUACCACAAUCUGACUUACCUCGAUUUACCAAUUAACCAUUUUGACGGUUCAAUCCCAGAAACAGUAUUCACCAACUUGGACAAGCUUGAGUACCUCAAUCUUUCAUCUAAUUCAUUUCAAGGGAAGAUUCCAUCUUCUAUAGGCAGACUUGGAAUUCUUCAACAACUUGAUCUUCGGAAGAAUCGUUUGAAUUCAGCCAUUCCUUCUGAGCUAGGCCUUUGUACUAACCUCACUAUCUUGGCUCUAGCAGGGAAUGCCCUGCAAGGAACAUUGCCUAUAUCCUUAUCCUCUCUGACCAAGUUAUCUCAAUUGGCAUUGUCUGAUAAUAAUCUUUCCGGUGAGAUCUCAUCAUAUCUCAUUACCAAUUGGACUGAGCUGAUGUCUUUGCAGCUCCAAAACAAUUCCUUUACUGGUGUGAUCUAUUUGCAAUUUGGCAUCACUACAGAUUCUAGCUUUGGCAAGAAAUAAUUUGAGGGGAGAGAU
Messenger RNA from Lycium barbarum (goji berry), 1116 nucleotides. Its product is annotated as receptor-like protein 53. Gene Ontology annotation, biological process: hormone-mediated signaling pathway. Lineage: Eukaryota; Viridiplantae; Streptophyta; Magnoliopsida; Solanales; Solanaceae. The transcript has a single exon. The coding region runs from base 1 to 1101 and encodes 366 amino acids. Gene Ontology annotation, cellular component: plasma membrane. Gene Ontology annotation, molecular function: protein binding. The record is from RefSeq and is a predicted model, not a curated record.